Enterobius vermicularis (human pinworm) is the source of this 1416-nucleotide messenger RNA. NCBI's taxonomy places the organism in Eukaryota, Metazoa, Nematoda, Chromadorea, Rhabditida, Oxyuridae. The record is from the annotation of a GenBank genome assembly.
AUGAAUUUGGUUAACGGUCAGUAUCAGAACGAAGCAGUAGGAUCAGGACCAACAAAUAGUUUAAAUGGUUACGGAGGUUAUUUUUUGAGCUCUACAGCUGCUAGCCCAAACGUCUCAAGUAGAGGUAAUGUAAUUGUGGCUGUACGGUUGUCUGCAUAUCAGAAUUGGCAGCAUCGGUUAGCGGAAGACGGUCUUUACUGCAAGUGCUUGCGCAACUGCGAAAGAUUCAAUACAGGCAUUCCUCAGUGCAAGCUUCUUUUUGUGGUCACUCUUGGAGCGCUCGAUGGUUCUGCGGACUCUCUUGCAAGCAAUGUGUACGUGCUUAAUACCGAUACUGGAAGGAUUUCGGCAUCAGACGAUCAAACUUUGACCCAAAAUGUCUUCAGAAGCGAAAUGCUGAUGCGGCUCAAUAGCAGACCUAUGCCAGUUGAGAAUGAUUUGCUUGGGAUGGUUGAUUAUCGUGUAACGAAUGUAGCAUUUGCUUUGAGAGUCAUAAAAGUAUAUGUCUACCACAUUGGCAAAGUUCUGGACGGCAACGGCGGGACAAAGAAAGAGGAAGCAGUUGCACUUGCUAACAUCUUCACUGUUAUAGUUCCAGAAACUGUAACAUUAGCGGCACAAACGGCUAAUGUCACUGAUGCUAGUGGAGCGUCAAGACUUAAAUUUGCAUCGCGAAAUUUAAGUAACGCACCUUAUAAAUACCAUUAUAGCUUAUCACUGAGUUACUCCGUCCGGUGCUCUGGAACACUUUUGGGGUCAAAUUGUGAUUUGGUCUGUAACAGGUCCCAGACAGACAACACUUUUGCGCUCUGCAGGUCCAAUACUACUGGAUACCUCUCACUUUGCAGAUACUCUACCCAGGACCAGUUAUCUAGUUGUCAGUCUUGCCCGUGGGGAUUUAGAGACGAACUGUACUGCAGAGAUGCCGAAGGCGGUGUCUUAAAACCUCAUACAGCACAAUUAGUACCAACCAGUUUUCGUACAGCAACAAUCGUUCUUUCUUGCAUUGCUGCGAUUUUGCUUCUGCUUCUUCUGAUGGUAACAGUCUAUGCGUGCAUUGCCGCGAAAAGGCGUCGUGCAGAUGAAGAAGAUGCUCCGGGACAUAACUACCACUCUUCGCUUCGUGCUGAAGGUAAUGCAAAUCGGCCGCUACUACAAUUUAUUUUUGAUAAGAGAAGUUCGCUCCCGUUCCUAACCAAAACUCAUUCCACCUACUCUUGCGCACUUCGUUUGCAACCCAUCUUUGCGUGGCUUCAUCGCUCCUCGUUACGUUGCACCGUUUUAGAAUCUUCUCUUCGCAAAACAAAUUAUAUUCCUCCUGCACAUGCUGGAGGAGCGUCUUCUAUUAAUGACACGUUGAACAGCAGCUUUGCAAGCAGUGUUCCUAUGCCGCCCAGUCGUGAAGCAGACGUCUAA